Molecule: messenger RNA, 3362 nt
Organism: Pelodiscus sinensis (Chinese soft-shelled turtle)
Lineage: Eukaryota; Metazoa; Chordata; Testudines; Trionychidae
Source: RefSeq, a predicted model, not a curated record
GUCCUGCAUUUUGCUUUAGCUACCCCAGACUAACACGGCUACAUUUCUAUCACUAUUCUACGUGUGAUUAUACUUUGAACCUUCUCUUCUUACUGUCUCCAUUUAAAUCUAAACAAUUCUGCAGUACUAGAUCUCACAAAUAGUUCCUGGGAACGGCUGAGCACUGUCCCAUAACAAAGCCACAAACACUAGAAAGUUUUCCUUGGUAUGUUACAACUCCUCAAUCAUUGUUUGCUUUAAUAGCAAACAAGAUGGAUGCUCAUCCUUUGGCAUAGGGAACAAAUGGAUAAUGUAUUCAUUGUUAGAAUUUGAACCAGGUAACUUACUGCACUACCGAUAUGAUUCAAUUAUUCACAUGGAUGUUUGUUUUGGUAUUUCCCCCACUUUUGUAAUCAGCAAUUUAAUUGGGUUUCUUUGAUCAUUCUAGAGGUGUGUUUGAUGCUUCUCUCAAAAUGGCUGGGUUCUAUGGACUGUACACCUGGCUGACUCACACCAUAUUUGGAAUUAAUAUUGUCUUCAUACCAUCAGCAUUGGCAGCAAUCCUUGGAGCUGUUCCAUUCCUGGGAACAUACUGGGCAGCUGUACCUGCAAUUCUAGAUCUGUGGCUCACCCAAGGAGAAGGAUGCAAAGCCAUUUUGCUUUUGGUUUUUCACCUGUUGCCAACAUACUUUGUAGACACAGCAAUCUACUCGGAUAUAUCAGGAGGUGGCCAUCCCUACCUGACAGGCCUUGCAGUAGCUGGUGGAGCAUAUUACCUUGGAUUGGAAGGAGCGAUCAUAGGACCCAUACUUCUUUGUAUUCUGGUGGUUGCCUCUAACAUAUACAGUGCCAUGUUAGUGAGUCCAACAAAUUCAGUUCCUACCCCAUCACAAACUUCAUGGCCUUUGCAGAUAUACCAGACAUCUAGAGAGAAUCCCGAGGAGAUGAAAAUAGCCACUGAGUGAUAUUUAUGCUAUCUUGCACCUCAUCAGCAUGAAGUUGUCAUUCUCUUCUACCUGGAUUGAGUUCAGAACAGUCAUGGCCUUCUGUCCCUUUUUCACCUGUGCCUAGUUACAACUCACGGUGAAGCACAAUUAAAAAAACAAAGCAAAACCCAUCUGCUGGCCUUAUAUUAGUAAGCACUUUGCCUUUGCAAGAGAGACUGUCUGCUUCCCAUCACUUUGCAUAUUAACACAUAGACUUAAAGUUCAGAUGCCUUGUUUAUAGAAUUUUUCUUCAUAAAAAUGAAGGACAAGUAAUAUCCACUGAGUCAAGGAUACCAUCUGCUGAAAUGACUACCUUGGCUUUUAUUUCUUUGGAAGUUAGCAUUAUUAGAUUUUUUUUGUAAUUUUAUACAAGCUAACCCCCAAGUCUUUUGUUGCUGGAAUAUUUAGUUGAUCUAAGGGUAUAUUUACCCGUGGAGAUGCUAAAACUUUUAAAGGUAUGAAGCAUCGGCUGUUAAAAGAAAAUGUAGUGUAAUUAUCACCUGUUUCUUUGAGAGGUGUGACAGUCUCCAUUCAAUAAAUAACAUGAAACUUACUUUAUGUAUACACUAACCGUGUUCUUGCUGUAAGGGAGUGGUAGUUCCAAGUGUGGGUUAUUCUCAUGUGGAAUAGGAGUAUUUGUGAAAACAAUUUAAUCCUUGGGUUCACUUUUGCAGUUAAACUUAGUAUUCUAUUGUUUUAGUUUACUGAUGAAACUUAAUGCAUCUAAGAUGAUAUACCUGAAGUCCCAAUGGAUUUUGGCCAAAUUUAACCAAAGAACUUAAAUAUUUCCAGGCAGAUGAUGCUGAAUGAUUGUGUUCACACUAUUUUUUUAAUUCCCAUUUAUUGGGAAUGUAAUGAGAUGGUGGGGAGAGCGGAAAAGUGCAGGAUGGACAGACCUCAAAUUCCUAAAAUUUAUUUUGUACUGAGCACCAAAUUCAAGUACAUUAGAACUAUUUUCCUGAUCUGCUGUCCUUACAUUACAGUUUUAGUGGCACUGAGGCUUCCCAUGCCUUGGUUAUUGAUGCAGGUUUGGAAUAGUGGUUUAUUAGCAUCAAAAAAGUAAUUUAAAUUAUUUUUUGUGUAAGUUCUUAAAUUCAAAAGACAGAUACAGUUUGUAAUACCAGAGCAAAACCAUUUAAUUCCUGAUAGAUUGUACCUUGAAUUUAUGGCAGGGUUUCUUUUCUGAUUUAUACAAAAUACAGGCCAUAUCAUGCACUUCAUCUCUCCUUGCAUUAUAAAACAGCGAUAGUGCAAAUCUUUCCAUAUAUUAGACCCUGGAAUCUGGUUCAACCCAAGAGUGAGAGGUUGUUAUAGAUCACUAUUGGGUAUUUGAUAUGACAUUGCAUGUAUUUAUAUAUAAUAUUUCUAAGACUGAAUUUUAGUUUUCCAUCUAAACAGUGCUCUAAAGCAGUCUAAUGUGUUUAGUACUUAGAGAAGUACUGAUGUAGACUUGUCAAUAAACUAAUGAGCACUAUGCAUUCAGAUAUUUAAAGAAGAUAACUUUGAGAAGUAGUCAAAAAUAGUGCCUGCAGUUUUUUACAUGAAACUUCUUAUGUAUAAAUACAGGGUUAUUACACUUAAAACCACAGGAACAAAUUUGGAGGCUAGAAUGACACCCUUUCAUAAAUUUUGCAGGAAGGCUUUGACUUAAACUUGCUAACUCAAGGUACAGUGUGUAUUUUUGAAGGAAGUGAUGGCUUUAACUUAGAAUUUCCUUGCUUUUGUGAAAUAAAAUUAGAGCCUUUACAUUAUUUGACAUUUUGUUUCAUAAAUGACACAGAAAAAGUCAGGAUUUCACUAAGAGUAUUAGUAUUCCUGUAGUACACAGGCUAGUAUAUGAAUGAUAGAAAAUAAUUGCUUUUGGGAAAUUGCUACAUUUGGUUAUAUUAGUUUAUUCUAUUGUGCUGAGCAACCUUAUGAAUCUGUUUUGAUUUAUCAAGUCAUUGGGUACCCAGGCAGCUUUUGAAGAGGGUUGUCACUUGAGAGAAGAAUGCAUGCAACUAUCAAGAAUCCUUAAGCUUCAAUAAUACUUACACUUUUCCCUUGCUGCUUUUUUGUCACUAUUAAAGAUUGUGUUUUCUACAUUAGACAGCAUGUUCAUUUGUAACCUGAUCUUCCAUAUUCCUGGGUUACUGAACUUGUGAUGUCAAUUAUUUCCAUAUUAUCAGACUUAUGUAAAUGUAUACCUUCCUUGACUAUCUAGUAUGUGACUCAUUGUUAGUCUGUUAGUGUAAAAAAAAAUUGUUACUAGUAACUAAUAGCCUGCACAUUUUCACUUUUAAUAAAUCCGUUUUCAUAUAUGAAAACAUACAAAAUUGGAAAUAUUUUUAAAGUCAGCUUUCCAGCAACUUAAAAAUUAUUUUAUCCAUGCUGUUCUUUAAAAAGCAAGAGAGAGAG